Molecule: messenger RNA, 1659 nt
Organism: Cadophora gregata
Lineage: Eukaryota; Fungi; Ascomycota; Leotiomycetes; Helotiales; Ploettnerulaceae
Exons: 4
Coding region: 1-1659 (552 amino acids)
Cellular component (GO): mitochondrion
Source: RefSeq, a predicted model, not a curated record
AUGACAACACAAGACUCGCAGUCUCGUCGUCCACCCUCACGAGUCUUGCUUCCAGAUCUAGAGAACAGCGAUGAUAUCUUCAAUUACACUCGAGGUCGUUUCGUAUGUGAUGAAGAAUAUGAGAUGGCACAGCGCCAGGUCCGCUUCGAUGUCAACGAGCUGGCUCGCAUCGCCACCGAAGCUGUCGGAGCGAAAUCAUGCGUUAGUGUUGAAAAGUAUCCUGAUGGCGUGUACAACAAGGCUAUGCUUCUUACUAUGGAUGAUGGAAGUCGAGUUGUGGCGAAAGUUCCAAAUCCGAAUGCUGGCAGGCCUCAUUUUACCACCGCAAGCGAGGUUGCAACCAUGGAUUUCGUACGGAAUGUCCUAGGGACUCCUGUUCCCAGAGUCUUGGCUUGGAGUUCUACGGCCCAGGAGAAUCCUGUAGGCGCAGAGUAUAUUGUCAUGGAGAAGGUGCCAGGAAUUGAGUUGGAACGUGUUUGGCCAAGCAUGAAAAUUGCAGACAGAUUUACUCUCGUCAAAGCUAUCGCCGGUUUUCAGAAGGCCUGGACUUCAGUUUCUUUUCAGCAAUUUGGUGGCCUUUAUUAUUCCAACAAUUUAGAGAAAGGAACCGGAAAUGAGCUGCUGUACACCGACGCAAAUGGCGUUAACGUUACAGACGCCAAGUUUGCCAUUGGGCCGACCACAGCGCGCGAAUCUAUUGAUUAUCGAAGAGCGACUAUCGAAUUUGAUAGAGGACCAUGGAAGACGCUGGAGGAUUACCACGCCGCAAUCGGGCGUCGAGAAAUAGCUUGCAUCAGUCAACUCUCCAGCCUGCCCAAGUCCCCAAUUACCCUCUGCGGCCCAGGGACCUACCAACCAACGAGAGAUAGAAAGCUCAAAGCUCUACACUGCUAUCUCAAGUUGAUCAAGUUCCUCCUACCCAUAGAUGGAUCUGUUGGAUCAUCACAUCUGUGGCACAGCGACCUCCACGUUGCCAACAUAUUCGUGAAUCCUUCCAACCCUACCGAAAUUGUGGGAAUUAUUGAUUGGCAAUCUACUGAGCUGGCUCCUCUCUACUGCCAUGCCCGCCAACCUCAUAUCAUCGAUUAUGAUGGCCCAUCUGUCCACGGUUUAGAGCGACCCCAGCCACCAAAGGACAUAGAAAAGCUCGAUGGAAAUGCAAAGGCAAAGAAGCAAGCACAAGAUUUGUAUUUGCAGCAAUCAUUGUGCUCUCUCUAUAACACUUUCACUCACCACCACAACCCACGGCUCUAUGCUGCCCUCGAAUUCCAGCAAACGACCAGCUACCUACUUCUCCUCCUCGCACGUAAUCUUCUUGUCGACGGUGAGGCAAGCUAUCUGUCACAAGUCGCCGAGUUAGAGGCUACGUGGGACACUUUCCCAAAUGCCAGAAAUUCUACUUAUCCGUUCACAUUCUCCGAGAAAGAGCGGCAAGAAAUGAAGGCAGAUGUCGAAAGUGUAGCACGUGGCAUGGAAGCAAUGCGUUCGAUCAGGGAGAGUAUCGGGGAGUUAUUCCCCGAGCAGGGAAUAGUUAGGGCAGACCAGUACGAAGAUACUCUAAAUGCGUUGGAACAGAUGAAAGAUCAGGUUAUGGAUGAAUUUGCGAGCAAUGAGCAGGAGAGAGAGGUAUGGCGGAGGGAGUGGCCAUUUGGGACAUGA